Messenger RNA from Stylonychia lemnae, 552 nucleotides. Lineage: Eukaryota; Ciliophora; Spirotrichea; Sporadotrichida; Oxytrichidae. The record is from the annotation of a GenBank genome assembly.
AUGAUAAGCUACUUAGACAUUUUACUAAUCAGGAGCUUUUUCUUUUUCUUUGAACUGAAUGCUAGAUUCAUGAAAUGCUCAGCAAUUGCUAUAUUGUUUAUCAUUCUACCGUUUCACACUUUGUGGACUUUCCUAGGAACUGGAUGGUAUAGUGAUAUGAUGAAAAAUGAAUCAACCUGUCUUAAGAAUACAAGGUUCAAGGUCGUAUUCUAGAGUUUUAAUGACGAGUAAAACAAUGAUUAACUUAUCAACAACUUCCUGAAUGAAAAUCUGCUUAAUAAUCUUGACUAAGAUAGAAUGGACCCCUCAAUGAGGCCUCUAAAUGACAGAGAUCUAAAGAAGAUCAAGUUACAUAGGGCUUCAAUAACAGAGCAGAAAGAAAAUGAGAUAUGUUCCAUCUGCUGUGAUGAGAUUCAAAAUAAACAAAAGAUAAGAAAAAUGCCUGAGUGCAAGCAUGGCUUCCAUCAGAACUGCAUAGAUAAUUGGUUGAAAAUGAAGCCUACAUGCCCAAAUUGUAAUAGAAAGACCAGGGAUAUCCUGCAAUUCAAUUGA